CGGCAGCCCUUGCGCAGACCGGGCGGUGCUGCUUGUUCCUGGGAGGCUGAUGCAGGGAAGUGAGUGAAUUCAGGGAUGAGCAGAACUAAAAAUGACGAAGAAGAAUAUUGGAAUAGCACAAAAUGCAAAGCUUUCAUGUUUGAUGAUGACGAUGAGCUGAAAGAGUCCAAGCGAGCAGUGAACAACCUCCGCAGUUUUGUGGAUGAGGAUGACGACGAUGUAGAGAGGGUCAGCUGGAGCGGGGAGCCAGUGGGAAGUAUCUCAUGGUCAAUCAAAGAGAGCGCAACUGGAAUCCGAGCAGGUGACCUCCGAGGCCUGGAACCUGUAAAAUCCCUCUCUGACACAGCACAGUCGACUAUUUCCAAGCCUGCCCCGGCGUAUUCCUUCAGCAGCUUCUUCAAAGGUAAAAGGGAUCCUUCGAGUGUUUUAUUUGGGGUCAGUCGGCCUGGGAGUUUCCAGUCACUUUCUGAUUGCUCAACCACCACGAACUAUGCACCCAAUCUACGUAAAUCAAAGACCGAUUACAAGGACGUUUCAAUUGACUGGAGUCCACUGGAGACGGUUAGGCAGAUGCAGAAAGGCAGGAUGUACUCUUUAGAGAGGUUUCGUUCCUUGAAUGACAAACUGCACCUCGUGGAUGAAGCUGUUCGAACGCACGAUGGGAAUGUCAUCACUGCGAUUUUGAUAUUCCUGAAAAAGUCAUUAAGCAAAGAAGUACUAUUUCGAGAGCUGGAGUACAGACAGGUCGCCCUACAACAUUUUGUCCACUAUCUGAAAGAGACAGGAGAGCAGAAACUGCUGUUGGAGAUGCUCAAGGUUCUGGGGAGAACAGAAGAGGCUGCACUAUUGCAGUACAAGGAACAUCUGAAUAUCAAAGGCCAAAUGAAAAAAACAGAAUAUUUAAAAACCUGCACUGGACUUCCAUUUGCUUACGAUGAUGCCACAUUUGUCAGAGAUCACUAUACACUGCUGGACAGACAGAUCAUUAUCGAGGAGAAUGAUAAACGCAUUGAGGCGUCUGGACAAAUGGAAGUUUUCAGGAAACAUCCCAGGAAGGCCUCCAUCCUUCACAUGCCACUAGUCACAACGCUUUACUAUUCCUGCUUUUAUCAUUACGGGGAAUCUGAAGGAACAUUCAGUAGCCCAGGCAAUUUGAAAACAACUUUCAAAAUUUCAGACAAACAGUACUUACUCACUACACUUGCAGCUCGUGCCAAACUGAAGGCUUGGAAAGAUGUUGAUACUUUAUUUACUACAAAGAAUUGGCUAGGAUAUACCAAGAAGAAAGCCCCAAUUGGAUUUCAUAGAGUUGUGGACAUUUUGCAUAAAAACAAUGCUCCGGUUGAGGUUGUUCAGGAAUACGUUGCUUUAGUGGAUAACACAGAACUGAAGUUGAACCUUGCCACAAAGUACAAGUGCCAUAACAUUGUGAUUGAUACCUACAGGGAUCUCAAAGACCGGCAGCAGCUGGUUCUGUACAGAGACAAAGUGGAGAAAAGCUCACUAGAACAGAGGAAGAUAGAUUAUAUCCUGAGCAAUUCUCAAAUCAGAUGGAAAAAUUGAUGAACCAAGAUUCAAUGCAGGAAAGCCUCCUGUGUGCAUGAUUCCUGAGGGAGCUGGAGGUUGGAGAACCUGGUAAUCAGCAACAAGGAAGAGUGAUCGACAUCAACCUUCUGAGAAUUGCAGGAACUCUUCCCCCCCCACCAUGAUUAAAAUGAAUAAUUAUACAGGACCUUACAAAUUAAGUGUCCUAUCCAUAUAUUUGUAUAUUUCAUGUGUAUCAAGUUGUUCCAUUGCAGAGUUAUGACUUUUAAGAAAAGGGGUGGGGAGCGGUGGAGGAGGUAUGGCUGGUGAAGGACAGUCAUACCUCAUGGGAGAAGUACAGAUUUUCCAAGCUAAAACUAACAAAGUACUGAGGAAUAGAGAGGAACUCUAUUUCAGAAAUUCAGGUAUUUGGUUUUAGCCAGUAGAUGUUGCUAGUUGGCCUCACUGAUGACAUCUAGAAACAGGAAUAAAAUGCUAUUAGAGAAGAGUUAAUAUAUUUAUUGUCUGAUUGUUUGGACCCUCUCCUUUUCUUCCCCACCCUAAUAACACUUUAAAAAUAAAUAAAUGUACAAUUCCUGCAUAUUAUUCCAACAUAAAUGAAAGUAUAUUUGCUGUACAGAAACUGAAAACCAAGUCUUGCAUUAAGAAUACAUUUUGUAAUAAAACUCUGGUAGCUUUCAA
This is a messenger RNA of Carcharodon carcharias (great white shark), 2226 nucleotides long. RefSeq names its product VPS33B interacting protein, apical-basolateral polarity regulator, spe-39 homolog (gene vipas39). Gene Ontology annotation, biological process: vacuolar transport; intracellular protein transport. The record is from RefSeq and is a predicted model, not a curated record. The transcript is spliced from 20 exons. NCBI's taxonomy places the organism in Eukaryota, Metazoa, Chordata, Chondrichthyes, Lamniformes, Lamnidae. The coding region runs from base 76 to 1563 and encodes 495 amino acids. Gene Ontology annotation, cellular component: cytoplasm.